CUAGGACUGCUCAUUUCAUUUCAUUGCUUUCGUUUCCUCGAUCCGGUAUAUUGUCUAGCUUGAUCGGAUCCGUGUAGUUUAAGGAUAUCUCGUAAGUAUUCCAAUCAGAGGGUCUGCUACAUGGGAUACAAACUGGCUCUUGGCAAACUGCUGCAUGUAUUUCUCCCUCUCUUUCUCUUGGCUCCUCCAGGCGCCAAGCUGCGGGUGUGUCUGCAGCCAAGGGCUCCUUCCGAUCCUACUGCCUUGCCUUUUGCACCGUUGACAAAUGCGCACCCUCCGCGCCCCUAUUCUUCAGCAUGCCAACCGUACAGCCUCGCACUAUUGUUCUCGCAACCCACGGGAGGGAAAGCGCAAGGUCCCUUCAAUUACCCGCGCAUAGAGGCCAGUCCGCUAGGUCAGCCGGGUAGAGUGAAGGAGGGAGUGGCCCGCCACCAGCCAACCGCUACUUGGCUUUGGGCUAUUGCAGCGACACCAGGUGCAUGGAAUGUGAUCUGGCGCGCGGGCGGGAAAAGGAGAAACGGCGAAAACCCGCUCAAUCAUCUGGUGCGUGGACGUGAAAUUCCGCACUAUUUAGUGGUCGUGGGUGGACUUGUUUUCUAUAAAGAGAUUCGUCCAUGGAGCCUUGCGCGUGUCCUGGAGCCAUUCCUACACAUGCCCUUUUCCUCUCCUUUUUAUUCCUUGUACUAUUGGACAUCUUUUUGUGCCUGACAUAAUCCUGCGCCAAGAGAGUCCAUUUCCCAGAAAAUACCUUGAUACGCCUUGCCAGCUUUAAUUCUUGUUUUGUUUCUCUCCACUGCACACCACCACUUUAUUCCAUCGCC
Linderina pennispora is the source of this 821-nucleotide messenger RNA. RefSeq lists its product as uncharacterized. The transcript has a single exon. The coding region runs from base 121 to 708 and encodes 195 amino acids. Lineage: Eukaryota; Fungi; Kickxellomycota; Kickxellomycetes; Kickxellales; Kickxellaceae. The record is from RefSeq and is a predicted model, not a curated record.